This is a messenger RNA of Phytophthora sojae, 2301 nucleotides long. RefSeq lists its product as hypothetical. Gene Ontology annotation, cellular component: cullin-RING ubiquitin ligase complex. Gene Ontology annotation, molecular function: ubiquitin protein ligase binding. Lineage: Eukaryota; Oomycota; Peronosporomycetes; Peronosporales; Peronosporaceae. The record is from RefSeq and is a predicted model, not a curated record. The coding region runs from base 1 to 2268 and encodes 755 amino acids. The transcript has a single exon. Gene Ontology annotation, biological process: ubiquitin-dependent protein catabolic process; protein ubiquitination.
AUGAAGAAGCUGGUGAUCAAGCCGUACCGCCAGAACAUGGGCAUGGACCAGGCGCGCGCCGCGGAGAUCUGGGCGUCGCUGCGCACGGCCAUCUACGAGAUCUUCUCGCACAACGCGAGCCUGCUGUCGUUCGAGGAGCUGUACCGCAACUCGUACAACCUGGUGCUGCACAAGCACGGCGACCUGCUCUACAGCGGCGUGGUGGGCGUCAUCACCGAGCACCUGCAGGGCGUGGCGCGGCAGGUGGCCGCCGUGUCGGACGACCUGCUGCUCGUGGCGCUCAAGGACCAGUGGGUGGAUCACCAGGUCGUCAUGACCAUGGUGCGGGACAUCCUCAUGUACAUGGACCGCACCUACGUCACGCAGAAGCGCAAGCUGCCCGUGUACGACAACGGGCUCUACAUCUUCCGCGACGCCAUCGUGCGCCACGACAGCGUGCGCGACCGCCUGCGCGCGCGGCUGCUGCUCAGCAUCGAGCGCGAGCGCCACGGCGAGCUCAUCGACCGAGACCUCGUCAAGAGCGUGCUGCGCAUGCUCGUGGACCUGGGCGUGCACUCGAACGCCGUGUACGAGACGGACUUUGAGAAGUUCUUCCUCGACACGACGCUCGACUUCUACCGGGCCGAGGCCCAGGCCAUGCUGGACGUGGCCACGUGCCCCGAGUACCUGGAGAAGGCGGAGCAGCGCCUCAACGAGGAGGGCGCGCGCGUGCUGCACUACCUGAACCCGUCGACCGAGCACAAGCUCAAGACCAUCGUCGAGACGCAGCUGAUCAAGAACCAGGCCAAGGCGCUCGUGGAGAUGGAGCACUCGGGCUGCUGGGCCCUGUUCCGCGACGGCAAGACGCAGGCGCUGCGCAGGAUGUACUCGCUCUUCCGACGCGUGCCCAGCACGCUGCCGGAGAUCAGCGACUGCGUGCUGCAGUACAUCAAGACGAACGGAGAGGAGAUUGUCAAGACGCAGUCGAACCCGGAGACGGCGUUGGACGCGUCGCAGUUUGUGGAGAAGCUGCUGGCGCUGCGUGAAAAGUUCAUGGGCUUCUUGUCGGAUUGCUUCUUCGACGACCCGCAGUUCCACAAAUCGAUCAAGCAGGGCUUCGAGGCCUUCAUGAACACGAACACAGUGUGCGCGGGGUACCUGGCGCACUACCUGGACGAGCUGCUGCGGUCAAAGAACCGGUUUGAAGAGGAGAUGGAUACUCGAGUGACGCAGGUCAUCGCGCUGUUCCGGUAUUUGCAGGACAAGGAUGUGUUUGAGGAGUUCUAUAAGGUGCUGCUCGCCAAGCGACUUCUCAACAGCCGCGGCACGUCGGACGAGGCCGAGAAGCUCGUGAUUUCAAAACUCAAGGCAGAAUGCGGCUAUCAGUUCACGUCCAAGCUGGAGGGAAUGUUCAAGGAUAUGAGCAUCUCGAAGGAUCUUAUGGAGCUGUACAGGAAGUCGGGCUAUGACACCAGGGGGAGCGGCUUUAGCAUUGAUCCGUCCGUCGCUCCGAUGCCGCUGUCAGUUCACGUGUUGACGAGUGGAUUCUGGCCGACGGAGAUGUCUCCCAUGUGCGCCCUCCCGCUGGAGCUCGUCCAGCUGACGCAAACUUUUGAAUCGUUCUACUACGCACGGCACAACGGCCGGAAGCUGGCAUGGAUGGCGAACAUGGGUACUGUUGACGUUCGCGCUACGUUUUCUGCCGGCGUGGAGGAUGGCAAGCGCCGGCACGAGCUCAAUGUGUCAACGUACCAAGCAGUCAUUUUGAUGCUAUUCAACCAGCGCGUCGAGUGGCGCUUUAAGGACCUUGUGGACCGUACGCGCAUCGAUGUGAAGGACCUGAAGCGGCACCUGAUCUCGCUGUGCACGCCAAAGUACAAGAUUUUGAUCAAGAGCUCCAAGGGCAAGCGCAUCGACGAGGAGGUCGAUGUGUUCACGAUAAACGAUGCGUACAAGUCCAAGCUGCACCGCGUACGGAUACCGCUGGUGUCGCAGAAGGAGACGUCGUUGCUGCCGGUUGUAGCCUCCAGCUCAAGCAACCCGGCGGAUGCGCUGCCGCCCACUGUCGCCGAAGACCGCAAGCACCUCGUGGAGGCCGCCAUCGUGCGGAUCAUGAAGACGCGCAAGCAGAUGCAGCACAACCAGCUUAUCGCCGAGGUCACGCGCCAGAUGGCGGGCCGCUUCACCCCGUCCCCGCAGCUCAUCAAGCUGCGCAUCGAGAGCCUCAUCGAGCGCGAGUACCUGCAGCGCAGCACCACGGACCGACGCAUGUACAACUAUUUAGCUUGAGCGGUGGCGUAAGCGAUAGCGAUAGCAACCCAU